Priapulus caudatus is the source of this 791-nucleotide messenger RNA. RefSeq names its product ribonuclease Y-like. Lineage: Eukaryota; Metazoa; Priapulida; Priapulimorpha; Priapulimorphida; Priapulidae. The record is from RefSeq and is a predicted model, not a curated record. Bases 240 to 791 code for a protein of 183 amino acids. The transcript has 5 exons.
GAGUUCAUCAUGUCGGUCGUGGAGCAGGAGAAGAGGGAGGGGAGGGGGAGGGUGAGACCUCCCCAGCCAGCGCGGCGGCGCCGACGACGGCCGAGGUGCCGGCGGCGGACACAGUGACGAAGGAGAAGGAGGAGGAGGCGGCGGCAGCAGAGCAGUCGGAAGAUUACGCGAAGCUGACAGGGCAGGGACUGGACGACAAGGUCGCGACCGAGAUCGAGAUCAUAUACCAGGAGGGCAUAAUGACGUCUGGGGAGCUGGAAGAUCGUGCCGUCGAUGACCUCAAGGAGUUCCCGGUAGAGGGCGCCUGCACUGUGCUGAAGCAGUUCCGCGAGACGAACCUGGAGCACGUGACAAACAAGAGCGCAUACCUAUGCGGCAUGCUGAAUGUACGGACGAGGAAUUGCCAGAAAGAAGAUCAGGUCAGUCAGGCGAAGGGACCGGACGAGGCAAAGCUGAAGACGGUGUUAGAGGACAAGGAGCAGCUGCUGCGGGAGGAGGUGGAGCGCGUGCGGGGAGAAGCCGAGCGGAGGCAUGCGCAGGAUCAGGAGGAGAUGCGCGCGCUCAGGCGGGAGAUGCUCGAGAUGACGAAGCAGACUAACAAGAAGUCACACGAGGCGAGAGUUACUGCAGAAAAGAAGGAUGAGGCCAUUGCAAAUUUGAAGUCAAUGCUUAUUCGUGCGGAGGAGGCUGCGGACAAGCUCACCACUCAGCUUGCCUCCCUUCGGGAGACCCACCGACGCGAAGCGGAGACCACAGCAAAGACGCGACUCUACAAUGAGUUCCUUCAGUAA